UUCUGCAGAUCUACAGACAACCAUUGGCUGCCAUGAAGAACGUAACAUCUGAAACAUAAAAGAUUGAAUUAUUUUGGGUGAAAAACAUUUAAAUGGUUAAAGCUAUCAGGGUGAUCUAGGUUCCAGAAACUGACCGGUUUGAAACUGAAAGUGCAUCCAAGACUGAGAUUAGACAUUAGGACAGUCUGUGGAAAACCUCAGUCCUAACCUGGCAGGUGACUGGUCUGCUUCUCAAAUUUCUGUUCAGGUAACAAAAGCAAUGGGAAAAUCUAACUCUAAAUCCCCAGUUCUUGUCGAACCCUGGAGGACAAUAAACUGGGAUGUCACCCAGGAUGAUCUGAGUUUUCUGAAUCACUACAAACCACAGCUUGAGGAUCAGAAAAUCAGAAUUCUACUUUAUGGACCAGCUGGAGCUGGGAAGUCCAGUUUUAUCAACUCGGUCCAAAGUGUCCUGCAUGGCAGACCUUACGGACAGGCUUUGGUUGAUAACACUGGUCACGAUUGUUUUACUAAAGAGUACACAACCCAUAAAAUCCAAAAGGCGGACGGAUCGUUCUAUCCUUUCAUCUUUAAUGACAUCAUGGGCCUGAGCAAAUACAAAGGUGUCUUGGAAGAAGAUGUAGGACUGGCACUAAAGGGUCAUGUCAAAGAAGGUUACAAGUUCAACCCUGAGACUCCGUUAUGUGAGGACAAUCAGUUCUACAACCCCAGUCCAAGUCCCAAUGACAAAGUGCAGGUUCUGGUUUGUGUCAUUCCAGCUGACAAAAUAAGCAUAAUGGAUGAUGAAGUUCUUCAGAAGAUCAGGAGAAUCCGGGUGGAAGCCAGUAAGCUGAAUAUUGCCCAGGUGACCAUCCUCACCAAAAUUGAUGAGCUCUUUACUGAGAUACAAGCAGAUGUAAAGAAUGUCUACAGGAUUCUAGAAAUAAAGGAAAAGAUGCAGAGGGUGCAUGCAUAUGUGGGCAUCCCACUGAACUGCAUGUUUCCUGUAAAGAACUAUCAUGAGGAAAUCAACAUGAACACACAUGUUGACGCUCUGAUUCUGUGCGCCAUGAGACACAUGAUCCAGUAUGGUGAUGAUUUCAUUAAAUUCAGUCAGAACCGUUUUGAAUCUCAUUGAAACCUAUUUGUUAUUGAUGAUUUAUUAUUGGUGCCAAAUCAGCAAUGUGUGAAUGAAAUCAGACUUAUAACACAUAAAUCUUAUUUGUGGAACGUGGCAUGAUUCUCUUAGUUCCUCUACAGAUCAGAAAAUAAGUUGGUUUCUUGUAAAGAUUGAAAAAUUGUUGCAACUUGUGAAAAUAUUUGAUUUAGCUGUAUUAUAUACUCAACUCUCCAUGUCUUACACUGAAAAAUACUACAACUGUUUAUCACCAUGUAUCCCAUGUAAGGUGUUAAGUUACAAUAAACCUGGUUGUAAUCUUCA
Messenger RNA from Girardinichthys multiradiatus, 1420 nucleotides. Its product is annotated as interferon-induced protein 44-like. The record is from RefSeq and is a predicted model, not a curated record. The transcript is spliced from 10 exons. The coding region runs from base 260 to 1117 and encodes 285 amino acids. NCBI's taxonomy places the organism in Eukaryota, Metazoa, Chordata, Actinopteri, Cyprinodontiformes, Goodeidae.